GACGCCGAUCUUGAAAAUGAAAAAGUCCGAGACAUCGAAACAGACGCGGAUGAUUAUUUGAACGGUGGAAAUAAUUCGCAAGAACAAGAGGAAGAGUUGCUGCAGUACUUUCAACAGAGUAAUUCGUCUAGUUCUGACGUGGAGACCAGCGUCAUCGGUUCCGAUGCUGAACAAAUUUCUCAUUCGGACAAGGUAUCACAAUUACGACUGAUAUUACAACAGAAUUUGAAGGCAUCUGCUAUCGCUACUAAUGUAACGCCUACGACUAUCAUUCGACAGAGCGUCGUUGCCGCGGAUAAGCGAGACUCCACGCAGAAAUGCAAUAACAAUCUUAUCCUUUCGACUCUACUGAAUCAUAAUCCGAGCAAUACUCGUCGUGUCAGCUUCGAGACGAACGUCAUCGAGCAUACCACCCAGGAGGCAGCAGCGCCGAGUGUAGUAGCCAAUACUGUACCGCAAAGUCCAAAUACGCGGCGCAGGAUAUUCAACUUUACUCCGAUCUCACCUGGACCGCACUCCCCGAUCAAUGGCCGGGCAUCCAAAUCCAAUUCGGCGAACGCCAGCCCAUUCGUCUCUCCGCGUAACACUCCGGUACCAAGGUCACGCAGUAACCUGCAGGCUGGCAGUUCCAGAUCGCGCGGUCAGAAGACCUUUUCACGUUCCAUCUCAUGCAGUGUUCCGUACACUAUCAAAACAACGGACACCUUUAUUGUACCGACAUCUAGCGGAGCGGAACCUACGCGCCAUGUGCUUACAAUUGCAACGACCGAUUCGUCAGAGGUCGUUCUAAAGGGCUCGCCAUGCACCGCAUUUUUGGACCUAACACCGCAGAAACAAUUAUUGAUCAAUUAUCCGAGCCAGGAAAAUCUACAAGAGAUCAAGAAUGUGUAUCAGAAGGAACCACCUCCACCCGAUCAGGAGAUCACGGAGCUUCUUCAUGCCGGCAGGCACUUGAAUAACGAGCAGUUAUUCUACAGAUCGCAAUCGGUACCGUUGCAUAGGAUGGUGAAUCCAAUGCAGUCCGUAAUAUCCCCAAUCUCGACUCAACACCUAUCGACGGUGCAGAGUCAAAGCUUUAACCCAUCGACGAGCAGCUCCGUCGCGCCUACCCUACCAAGCGAAUACAACGACUUCGGUUCUUCCAUCGGACAAGAGAGCACGUACUUACUGGACGACGCGAACUUCAUGUCGGACGAGCAGCAAUUUUUAAUGACGGACAAAGGGAUCACGUCGGAGAAUAUUAAUAACAUCCUUACAAUUUUGGAUGAGGAGGAGGGCCAAUCGAAUUUGCAAAUAUUGCAGACCGAACAGACCACGGAGGAGACUCUGAACAACGCGAUCGACCUCGCUUUACCGAAUACCAAUCUAAAUCUGUCGCAGGAAGACAUGUUGGAUCCGUCGAGUAUCCUCAGCGAUCCCGGCGGCGCGUUGCAGAAGAUAAUCCAAUCACGCUCGUAUCCCAACACGCCAUUGCCGGCUCCGGUGUCUUCGUACACGCCGUCGUACAUCGAGGACAGCAACGGUUCCAGGUCGUACCCGUCGACGCCGCUGCACACGGUGCAACCCCAGGAGGUGUACCAAGAUCCGAGCAACUCGAUGCUAUCCAACCCCAUUCUGAAUUCUCUCAGUUUGCAGAGCGACGCGAUCAACGUUGCUGUUUCUACCGUCACUGGCGUCACCGCCUGCACUAAUGUCGACACUGCCGCAACCGCUUCUUCCAACAAUCUGUGCAGGAACGUCGCCGAUCUCUUGGAGGCCAGUUUCCUCGGGGAGACUGAUCCUGAGACGGAUGAUCUGGACCCCCUCGGUAAUUUCGACGGCCUGCAGGAUAUGGACUCGUUGACGCCGUUGUUCAACGAAGUCACGGAGCCUAAUCGCUGAAUGAAACUCUGUUUUCUUUCAUCUCUCUGUAUCUUCGUAAUUUUUGCAUUCGCACAGGGGAGAAGUGUAAUAAACUAUAUAGACUGUU
This is a messenger RNA of Nylanderia fulva, 1969 nucleotides long. The record is from RefSeq and is a predicted model, not a curated record. NCBI's taxonomy places the organism in Eukaryota, Metazoa, Arthropoda, Insecta, Hymenoptera, Formicidae.